AUGGGUAUUAUGGAGAAGAUAUCUAAGGUAAUGGAGCUCAAUGAAGAAAAGAAGACCAGGGUCCAAGCUUUGAUGUCCUUGGCUCUUGGUGAAUGGGAGGAAUUUGAUAGCCAUUUAACCCCAUUGCGGAACAGUUUUGAUGAGGGAUUUAAUGAGCUUGGGUCAAGAGAGAAGAAACUGAAUUUGCUUCAAGAAUCAGUCAACCAGAGUACUACAAAACUUGACGCAAGGAGAUUAUGGAUAGAGCAGAAGAUUAAGGAGUUGGAUGAAAAGGAAAAUUUGAUGAAAGGGCUUUUGCAGAGGAUAGAAGAGGAGCAAAUGCAGCUUGGGAAUCUGAGGGGUUUUGUUGAUGAAAAGCUGAAGGAUGUUGCUUUACAAGAGAAGCUUUUUGACGGUCUUUCAGAAAAGCUGCAGUUGAUUCGAGCUGAAAUUGAGAGAAGAGAAAAUGUGCUUGAUUUAGAAGUAAAGAAGUCGGAGAUAAGGGAGAGUGAGCUUGAUUCAAGAGAGAGAAAGUUGGAGAUAGAGGGGAAUGAGCUUAAUUUAAAAGAGAAGAAGCUGGAGAUGAGGGAGAAUGAGCUUGAUUCAAGAGAGAAGAAGCUGGAGAUAAGGGAGAAUGAGAUUGAUUUGAGAGAGAAAAAUGUUUAUAGAAGGCAACAUGAACUUGAUGUGAAAAAGAAAAGUUUGAAGACAAGGGAAAAUGAGCUUGAUGCUAUUGAGCAACAUUCAGACAGAAAGCAAUUAGAGCUUGAUUCAAAAGGGAAAAUUUUACAGAGAAAGGACAAUGAACUUGAUAUAAAGCAUGAAAAUUUGGAGAGUAGGGAAAAGGAUAUUGAAUCUAAAGAGAGAGAGUUGGAGGGAAAGGAAAAUGAGCUCAAUGCAAAAGAGAAAAAAUUUAGGAAAAUUAUUUUGGAUUUGGGACUGAAAUUUGUUUCCAUCCUAGAAUCCGCAGAACAAUGUGACAAAGAACCAAACGCAGACACUUCAACUCAGACUGCAGAGCAAACACAGAAGAGCAGGAAGAGAUUGAGGAAUUUGGCAUUGGCUUCUGACAGAAUUCUUGAUGCUGCUGAAGAAACCGGCAACAAUCUGUCUAGAAGAAGCUGCAUACAUGACAAAGAGGCAGAACAAGUCACUACUCAUGAUCUUGGUGAAUCAGGUAUGUCUUCUGCUCAUUGCUUAAUAUUUAGAAUCUAUAUCAUUUACAUUUCUAAAUCUAGUGCAUUUCCAGGCGCAGUCAAUAUACACAAGAAUGACUAUAAAUCACAGGCUUGCAGCACUCAACAAACCUUAGUUCUUGAUGUUUCUCAAUCAGAAUCUAAUUCAAGGGAUAACUUACAGACACCUCCCUUUAUUAAUCCAGGGGCAUUGGCUAAUAAUACAGGCAAGGAGAAACUAGAAUGUCUCUUUAAUGUAGGAGAGACAUGGGCCUGUUUCAAUGCCAAAGAUCACAUGCCAAGAUCAUAUGUCCAAAUCAUAAAGGUCAUUAAAAAGGGUGGAAAUUGUAGGCUUGGUGUUGUGUGGCUCAAGCCUUUGCCAGGGCUUCCAGGUGAGAAUGAGUGGAUAAAGGCUGGCUUACCAGUUGGCUGUGGCAUGUUUAAUCGUGAGAGAACAAGUGUGGAAUCUCCUAGUGUGUUCUCUCAUCGAGUUUUCUGUGUCGGAAAAGAAGGUUAUCCUUACUGCAUACUUCCUAAUGAAGGAGAGAUUUGGGCAAUUUAUAAGGACUGGGAUAUCAUCAAAUGGGGCUGUCAUCCAGAAAAUCAUAGACAGUGCAAGUAUGAACUUGUGGAAAUUCUUUCGUAUCUAACAGAUCCUUCUUCAUCUGUUGGCUUUAGAGUUGCUUGCUUGGACAAAAUAGGACAUGUAAAUUCAUUUUGGAGGAGAAGUCAGCAUGAGAACAAUUCAUUUCUAAUAAUGCCUAAUGACUUCUAUAGGUUUUCUCACAAAUUAACCUCUAGGCAGAUGAACUGCAAUGUGACUGAUGGUGUCCAGGAUGGUGUAUUUGAAAUUGAACAUAAAUUCCUGCCUCCAGGCCUUUGAUGAGUUUUGGGACAUGCAUUGAGGUGGAAAACUAGUUGUUCAGUCA
Molecule: messenger RNA, 2083 nt
Organism: Coffea eugenioides
Lineage: Eukaryota; Viridiplantae; Streptophyta; Magnoliopsida; Gentianales; Rubiaceae
Product: MAR-binding filament-like protein 1-1
Exons: 1
Coding region: 1-2037 (678 amino acids)
Source: RefSeq, a predicted model, not a curated record